Molecule: messenger RNA, 2064 nt
Organism: Leptidea sinapis
Lineage: Eukaryota; Metazoa; Arthropoda; Insecta; Lepidoptera; Pieridae
Product: dynein axonemal intermediate chain 2-like
Exons: 6
Coding region: 60-1760 (566 amino acids)
Biological process (GO): outer dynein arm assembly; cilium movement
Cellular component (GO): outer dynein arm
Molecular function (GO): dynein heavy chain binding; dynein light chain binding
Source: RefSeq, a predicted model, not a curated record
UUGUGAAUUAGUAGAAAGAAGCUCGUGUCUAAAAAAGAUAUCAAUUAUUUGUGGCAGCGAUGGAUAUAGCGUUCACGUAUAAUAAGAAGCGCUUCGACUUCGGAAAGCAGCCAUUGUUCUGCGAGCAAGGGCCGGAGAUGUGCGACACUAUCUCUACCAAUGUGGCGGAACACAAGCACUACAUAUUACGCAACCCGGUACACCAGCCCACGCAGAACACGCCUGUUUUCUCCAAGAACUAUGUUAACACCGUACGGGCAGAAUACACGACAACAGGAAUCAAUCAUGCGGAAGGAGGCUGGCCAAAAGAUGUUAAUGUCGUUGACCCGGAGGCGACCCAGCGCUAUCGCAGAAGGAUUGAGAAAGAAGAUAACUAUAUACACUGCGUGAUGGGCUCCGCUCCGGGAAUGGAGCACUACGUGUUCCAGAACAACGCUAUUGACAUGUACCGCACGUAUUAUGCGGAGAUGGCGACGCAGCCCGCUGUGGAGCGAAGUAGUAUGCGGAACGUAAACGUGUACAGGGACGCAUCUGGCCAGCGACCCAUCACGUCUGUCUGCUGGCAACCGGAAGGAGGACACUACUUCAGCGUCACCUACACGGAUGUAGACUUUAACCAUAAAACGCGCGCAUCUUGCAACUCCUAUAUUUGGAAUGUAGAGAACGCGAACAAUCCUGAAAUCGUUCUGACUCCUUCAUGUCCUCUAGUCGACCUUCAGUUCAACGGUCGAGAACGCGAGAUACUCGCGGGGGGACUCAUGAAUGGACAGGUGGGCGUAUGGGAUCGCCGCGUGGGGGGCGAUGCCUCGCUCCUGUGCGCGCCGCAUGUGGCACAUCGCGAAUUCGUACGGAACGUGCUUUUCGUGAACGCCAAGUCGGGACAAGAGUUUUUCUCCGGUGGCCCGGACGGAGUUUGCAAAUGGUGGGAUAUGCGCAACAUGGAAGCACCUAUUGACGAAAUGAUCAUCGACGUCGUUAAGUCAUCAUUCGACACUCAACAGAUGCAGAACGCGAAUGGUAUUAGCGCUUUGGAGUUUGAACAAACAAUUCCUACUCGUUUCAUGGUAGGCACAGAAAAUGGUUUUGUAAUUGGAGGAAAUCGUAAAGGCAAAACACCUAUGGAGAAACUACCAGCUAUGUUCCCGGCGCAUCUCGGUCCCGUGUGGCGAGUGGAGCGCAACCCCAACUUCCUCAAGAACUUCUUGACGGUGGGCGAUUGGUGCGUGCGCGUGUGGAGUGAGGAGUGUCGCGAGAGUUCCAUAAUGAUGUCGCCGCCGCAGCGCCACAAAGUGACGUCAGCAAACUGGAGCCCUACUCGACUGUCGCUCAUGCUGGUGACCCGGUGGGACGGGCUCCUGUCCGCCUGGGACCUGCUCCGGCGCCAGCACGAGCCUGCGCUCACGAUGCAUGUUUGUGACGAGCCUUUGCUCACUGUCAAGAUGCACGAAACGGGUUUGUUUGCGGCAUGUGGCAGCCGUAAGGGGAACAUCUACAUGACGGAGCUGUCACAAAAUCUCGCGCAGUCUGACAAGAACGACAAGUCUCUACUUACAGCGAUGUUCGAUCGAGAAAGCAAGCGAGAACGGAUACUGGAGGCACGUAUGCGUGAGAUACGGCUGAAGCUCCGACAGGCCGAGGAGGGCAUCGUCAGUCCACAAGGCUCUCUAACUGAUAUGGAGUUUGCUGCCGGCGACAAAGAUCUCUAUGAGGCCACCACCGAAUAUAUGCAAACCGUCAAAAAAGAACUAGCUUCGAUGUAAAGAACGCAUAUGCCACCAUCAUUAAAUCUUGUCUCAAAUAUUACUUUAGUGGCGGUACUGUUAAUUUAUACAGAUUGUGUAUAGUAGUGUCACAUGACAAAUCUUGAGCGCUGACAAUACAUUCUCAUAGUCUCAUACUUACAUUGAAGCCUUCGACAGAAUACAUCUAGUCAAUAUUAUAUACUCAUAUCAUUAAAUAUACAAUACUUAUACUAUAUUAUUAAAUAAAUAAUCAAUCUAAAAAUUUGUAUAUUACCUGACUUUGAUAUAAAUAUACAAGUCCUAUAUUAAUAAAAUGAAUUCC